This is a messenger RNA of Penicillium robsamsonii, 1029 nucleotides long. RefSeq lists its product as uncharacterized. The coding region runs from base 1 to 1029 and encodes 342 amino acids. The record is from RefSeq and is a predicted model, not a curated record. Gene Ontology annotation, biological process: secondary metabolic process. Lineage: Eukaryota; Fungi; Ascomycota; Eurotiomycetes; Eurotiales; Aspergillaceae. The transcript is spliced from 2 exons.
AUGGUCUCUCUACCAGACGUCCAGUCCUCAAAUGCUCAAAUCGCCAAAAUCCUCCCACCAGGCCUUGUGGCAGUCUUUGUAGGGGCAACAAAUGGCGUCGGCGAAGCAGCGCUGAAAGAGUUCGCCCGCUCAGCCCAAUCUCCACGCGCAUACUUCAUCGGCCGCGCGCAAGAAGCCGCUGCCCGCAUCACAGCCGAAUGUCGACAGUUGAACCCGGAGGGAGAAUUCAUCUUCAUCAAAGCGGAUGUCAGCCUGAUUCGGAACGUCGAUGUGGUGUGUCGCGAGCUUCAGAGUAAAGAGAAAAGUAUCAACAUCCUCUUCCUUAGCUGUGGAACUAUUCGUUCGGGGGAAGAUACAACCGAAGGCCUCCAUAUCCUACCUGCACUUGGAUACUACGCACGAACACGGUUCAUCACCAACCUCCUCCCCAAUCUCAAACAAGCAACAGGCUUACGGCGCGUCGUCAGCGUCCUAGCCGGCGGCCACGAAGGUCCCAUCGACGUUACCGACUUCCAAGCAAAGAAGCUGUCCAUAGUAAAGCUACGUGGACAUCUUGUGUCCAUGACUGAUAUGGCCCUGGAAACACUGGCCGAGCAAGCGCCAGAAGUGACGUUUAUUAACGACUACCCCGGCGCAGUCAAGACAGGGAUUGGGCGCGAGGCAAAUACCUUCUUGACUUGGUUCAUGGGUAUUGUGCUCAUGAUAAUCGGGCCUUUGAUUUACGUUCCCAUUCGGGAGUCGGGGGAGAGACAUCUUUUCUUCGCGACGAGUGCUAAGUAUCCGCCCCGUGCCCGUUUAGACGCAGGGGAAGCUUCCUCUGGUGUGCCUUUGUCGGAGGGAGUUGAGGUUGCCAGUGGGACGGACGGGAAGGUUGGAAGUGGGGUUUACAGUAUUCACUGGAGGGGGGAGCAUGCUGGUCCCAAUGUGGUGACCUUGCUAGCUGGACUUCGCGAGCAGGGAAUAGCCCAGAAGGUUUGGCAGCAUACGGUUGGUGAAUUCGAUAGAAUUGUGGGGUCGGCAGAUGUCUGA